AUGAAAGGGCCGAUCCUGAUCUUGUGCUUUUGCUCGGUCGUGUUUUUACUGCUCUACGGGAAAUUCGGUGAUUUGGCAAGUCAAUCCCAAUACGAAACUCUGCUCGGGCGGAUCAGUUGGCCGGAUCUUGGGGCAAAUAUCGAUACCCCAAGCUUUCACACGACAAGAAAACCACGCCGAAAUCGAAAACUUAUCGUACCGCCCGAUUCCGAUAACGACUACACCGAGCUUGAUGUAUUCCCGUUUGACAGGACACCGAUCGGGCGACCUAAAAUCAUCUUCUGGGGCUCGCGUGUUUUCUCCGAGAAAAUGCCUGUAAAUUUUCAACAGAGCUGCCCGGAAAUGAAGUAUCGCUGUAUCUUUCACUCUGACCAAUCGCUUAUCGCAGAUGCUGAUGCGGUGAUAUUUCACGAGGCUGAUACACCUUUGCAAAAAGCUAAACUCCUGCAAAUACCCCGAAAACCUCACCAACGCUUUAUUUGGUAUACGCUCGAGUCGCCGGCGAAUACCCAUAGACCGCUGGAUAAUUAUCCGGCCCACUUUUUCAAUUGGACAAUGACCUAUCUGCCCGAGGCCGAUGUCUAUUACCCCUAUGAUGCUGCCUGGAUCACGAAAAAGGUUGCUGAACGGAAAAACGUACCCUUCAACCCACCGGUCAUUCCUGAUAAGGAAAUAUCUAAAAAUCGAAGCUUACAAAUCAUCGGCAUGAUCUCGAACAAUGUGCAUAUGAGGCUCAAAUUUAUCACCGAUCUGCACAAGAAAGUUAAUGUUGCCUUGCUUGGUGCGGCGGCAUUCGAAGAAAAAUGGAGAAAUAUUUGCCCAAGAUCGGAGGGGAAUGCUUGUAUCAAGAAGCUAGUCGAGGAUAGCUACUUUUUCAUAGCUUUGGAGAAUUCUAUUUGUACUUGGUACACUACGGAGAAGUACUUUGGGCGCGCCGCGUGGAACAGCGUGCCGAUAGUUUGGGCAAGAGAGUCGGGCGGGAAUAAAAUCUUCCCCCCAAAAUCCGUUAUCUUUGUCGAGGACUACCAAUCUUACGAAGAAAUGGCAAACCACCUAAAAUAUUUGAUGCGCAACGCAACGGCUUAUGCGGAAUAUUUUGAGUGGAGAAAAACCCACACGAUGGGUAAUCGGGGGAAGACCCAGGAAUGCGCGUUGUGCAAAAGAUUACUAGCUGAUGAUGGGGCCUUCAAAACGUACGAAUCUCCGAUCUCGUGGUACUCCGAGCAUUCUGCUUGCUCUUCCGAAGUGCCGGACCGCUUUUUACAAAAU
Mesorhabditis spiculigera is the source of this 1269-nucleotide messenger RNA. The record is from the annotation of a GenBank genome assembly. Lineage: Eukaryota; Metazoa; Nematoda; Chromadorea; Rhabditida; Rhabditidae.